Trichogramma pretiosum is the source of this 4782-nucleotide messenger RNA. RefSeq names its product protein O-GlcNAcase (gene Oga). Gene Ontology annotation, molecular function: beta-N-acetylglucosaminidase activity. NCBI's taxonomy places the organism in Eukaryota, Metazoa, Arthropoda, Insecta, Hymenoptera, Trichogrammatidae. The record is from RefSeq and is a predicted model, not a curated record. The coding region runs from base 778 to 3669 and encodes 963 amino acids. Gene Ontology annotation, biological process: glycoprotein metabolic process. The transcript is spliced from 13 exons.
GUAAUAGCAUCCUAUCUUUAAAGGCUACGUCGCGUGUCUUGCUCUGCUUCAAAAUGAAAAUAUUUACGCGCUCAACUCUUACGUGACAUCUGAUUUGUGCAUUUUGGCAUUUCGGCCGCGAAUAAACGCAUUUCGCACAUUUUUUACGAAAGAUAAACAAAAUCGACAGACUCGUCACUCGCUACAUUGAAUUAAAUUGUGAUUUAAUUCGAUGGCAACAGCGCCCUCCCUGAGCCAUCGUUUUUCUUAUUAUUCUGCACAUAUACAAAAGUGUAUACAGUGAAAUUGCAAGUAUGGUACAACACUGAUACGUGUUGAUUGUAGAUGUAUGUAACGUCGCACGCAUGCACACACCAAUACGAGCAGUUGGCCAAUUGAAAAUAAUGCAGCGAGCAACCUAUCUCGUGAAACGCUAAUAAAACUUGAUAGUUUGUUAUUCCGGUGCGUGCGUAGUUGAAUUUCGAGGCUGCUAUUUCCAUCGGACGUUUAAAUCGACCGAUGCUCAAGACACUUUUGCGUAUCUGAAUCGGAGCAUUCACCCUUGCUUCGAUAAGCGUCAAGAAGAACGUGUCUGGGAAUAGGUCAGCUUACAGGUGCUUCAUAAAAAUACCUCGAAGAAAGUUUAUGACGAGCUUAAUUUGAGCGUCCGCAGUCGACACAAACUGAGUUGGACGACUGAAGUCUUGUUGGCGUCGUUCUGGCCUUGCUCGAUUAUAAGAAAAACGUAAAAUUGUACGACGCAUCGCAGCAUCCAGAAAAUAAGACGCCUUCAGCAUAAUGGCGGAAACAAACGGAUCAACACUGGGUUCAAACGCGAGAAAUGAAAAUUUUAUCUGUGGUGUGGUUGAAGGAUUUUAUGGUAGGCCUUGGACUACAGAGCAACGCAAAGAUUUGUUCAGGAAGCUAAAAAAAUGGGGAAUGGAUUCGUAUGUGUAUGCACCAAAAGAUGACUACAAACACAGGGCUUAUUGGAGAGAUUUAUAUACCGUCGAAGAAGCUGAACAUCUGACAGGACUUAUUGUAGCUGCUAAGGAGAGUGGAAUAGCUUUUUACUAUGCCCUUUCUCCAGGUUUGGACAUUACAUAUUCAAAUGUAAAAGAAGUUGCUACUCUCAAAAGAAAACUGGAACAAGUCAGCCAGUUUGGAUGUCAAGCUUUUGCUCUUCUCUUUGAUGAUAUUGAACCUGAAAUGAGUAAAGCUGAUAAAGAAGUUUUUCAAUCAUUUGCCCACGCACAGGUCACAAUUACUAAUGAUGUUUUCCAACAUCUUGGUCAACCAAGAUUUCUACUAUGUCCUACUCAAUACUGUGCCACAAGAGCAGUACCCAAUGUUUCCUCUUCUGAAUAUUUAAAUACUUUAGGGAGCAAGUUAGCAAAAGAAAUAGAUAUAAUGUGGACUGGACCAAAAGUUAUAUCUAGAUUAUUGACAAUAGAGUCAAUAGAAGAAAUUACUGAAGUACUCAGAAGACCACCAGUCAUAUGGGAUAACUUACAUGCCAAUGAUUAUGACCAGAAAAGAGUGUUUUUGGGACCAUAUUCUGGUAGAUCGCCUGAUCUUAUUCCUAAGCUCCGGGGAGUUUUGACAAAUCCCAACUGCGAGUAUGGGGCUAAUUUUAUAGCUAUUCACACUUUGGCUCAAUGGAGUAGAUGCAAUGUUGAUGGAAAACGAGAUCUUAGUAUUAAUGACACAGUAUCAGCUGAUAUAAAACUUGAGACUGAAACGGAAGACGGUGUUGUUGGGGAAGAUGUCCCAUCAACUCUUUCCCCUAAUAUGUACCAUCCAAGACGAGCAUUAAAAAAUGCCAUCAUGGAAUGGCUUCCAGAGUUUAAUAAAAAACGCACUGCUUACGGGGUAAUAGCCAAACCUCAGCCACCAGUAGCCCCUACCAUUCCCGUUCCCAUCAUACCAUCAUUAAAUACAUGCAUGAGUUUGACGUCGGGUACUACUACGACGACUACAGCAUCAUCGUCGUCGACGUCACCCACGGUAUCAACGACCCCAUCAGGAAGCCUGGUUGCUCCAGCAGCAAUUGUUGCAAAUCAAGCAAACCACUUGCAAGCCUUGGCAGAGGUCUGUUCGAACGUCAUUGGUGUCGACAGCUUCCAGCAACCACCCCCAGGACCAGUCAUGAACUCUUUGGUAUCUGAAACAAAAGUCAUAGCUGAACCUGUACCUCUUCCAAGUGUUGUAGCAGCAGCAGCGGCAGCUGCCAUGCCUGGUUUAGUUGUUCCUUCUACUGAGCCUAUGGAUUGCAAUACUACUCCAAUUAGUUCACCUUCUCAUCGUUCUAAAACCCCCGCACAAGAGGACGAAGUCAUGGUCGAGAACAUAUCGACGAGUAGCUGUGCAUCCGGCAGUAUGCAGGUUGAAGUUGAAGGCCAAACAUCUCUGACUAACGGUACGCAAAUGAUCGUUGAGCAGGACGGUGAUCAAUUGGCAGAAAGUAACGACGGUCACCACGAAACUCAAACGAGCGAAGAAAUCGAUACGGACAAGCAACUGACGUGCGAAGAUCUCUCCUUGCUAUGUGAUUUGUUUUAUUUGCCUUUCGAGCACGGGGGCCAGGGUAUACAACUAUUGCAAGAGUUCAAUUGGCUCAAGAGCAAUGCUCAUGUAUUGAUUUACAAAUCUGAGGUCGAUGAAGAAGCUCGUAAAGCAGACGUAAGUCUUCUGCAAAAACAAGAACUAAAAUCAGUUGCUGAAUGGCAUUCUCGGGCCGCAAAAAUAAACGAUAUGAGCCUCGCUGUGAAUCGGCUCCUUCAGAGAUUGUCUUUUUGUAACAAUAGAGAAUUACUAUACGAUUUAUAUCCAUAUGUGUGGGAUAUGCGCGGUGUUAUAUCCCUUUUGAAUAGUUAUGUCAAGUGGCUCGCAUUUGCCAGAUUCCCAGCCACAAUCUCUACAUUUACCCAAGGAAGCUACACAUGGUUUUCAAAUGGUUGGAAAGAAACUUUUAUGAGUGGAGAUCAAGAACCUUGGGUUUUCAGAGGUGGCCUCACAGCAGAUUUGCAGCGGCUUAUACCAGUAGACAGUGGAAAUGAUUUAUUUGUGUACAAAGCACCUGAAGUGCCUACUCAUACAAUUUACACUAUUCGUCCAUAUCUUCCUACAGAUGAAGAGGCUGUUUAUUCAGUUUGCAAUCAAAUAAAUAACUCAAGUGCAUCUUCUGCUCUGGCUGAUAGGAAUGUCGGAGGAUACUUGACUUUGAGCCCAGAGUUCUGUAUGGUAAUAGAAGACGGCACUGAUAUCGUUGGAUAUGUCGUUGCAGCUCUUAAUGUUAAAAACUACAAUCAAAAACUAGCAGUAUCUUGGAUACCAGAAAUGCAAUUGAAACAUCCAUUACAAAGUAUACGAAAUGAUACAUCGGAUAACGAAAAAGAGGCGAUACAAUACUUCCACUCAUUCGAACCUGAUGUUCCGGAAAUUCUGUGUCGUCAGCAUCCAUCUAUAUUGUCAUGUGGACUUCUACCGACAAUCACGGAUCAAUCAGUUUCAAAACGAUUGAUAACUUGUGUACUAGCUGCUUUAAGAGCUAAUGGCUCGUUUGGAGUUCAUACAGUCAUAAAAGUUUCUGACAAAGAAACUCAUGAUUUUUAUUCACGAUUGGGUUUCAUCGAUUUAAUUCCGCCUUUGGAAGACAGUUCCACAGCAGUAUUGUGCAGAAACUUCUAACGAAAACCCAGCACAAUUAUUAUAAUAAGAAAAAUAUCAGAACCUGUCGGAAGCAAUUUGGGUUGUAAAUGAAUUAAUUUUUUUACUAAUUUAAUGUAAAUCAAGAAUUUUAUCAACUUACAAAAAAAUUGUAUUAUACAAUAAGUUCUCGGACAUAUAUCAAUGAAGGCAAGAACGCUAUGAAUAUUUAUUCAUUAUCCGUGCUCAAGUAUUUUACUUCCAAUGUGGUUAUUCUUUUUAAACGAAUAAUGCAUGUAAUUACUUUCCAUUUGGUAUUUUACAAAACUUGAUGUCGAUAUUCAUUUGAUAUUGACAAUGCAAUUUUUUAAAUGGAUAUUCCCAAUUAUUGUGUCAUGUGAUUAAUUGCUUUAAAAACACUGAAUAAAUUAUAUUAUGUACAUAGUGUUCAUUGCAUUAUUUUCACAGAUUGAAACAAAAUACUUGAAAGUAAAAGUAUUAGUGAUACUAGUAAAAUGUUUAAGAAACGGUAAUGCAUCCCGGAAAAAUUGUAUCAAAGUAGUGAAUUGUUUAAUCAUAUAAUGCGUAUUUCAGUUGUAACUACUAUCAAAAUUAAAAAUUGUUAAUUUAAUAAUUUUGUAAAAAUAUUCAAAGUUUGCAUGAUACUUACAUAAAUUUGUAAUUGUUUUAGUUAUUUUCAAACUAUUCUUACGAAAAUCAUUCAACUUGAUUUAAAAAAAAGGAAAUUAAAAGCUUAUCCAGGAAUUUUAUAAGCAAUUUUGAGGAUUAUUCUCGGUCUCAUUAUUAACCGAAAUAGAAAUUUUUUAAAUGCACUAUUAAUACAGCUAUUAGAAAAUUUGUUUUUUAUUGUUUAUAAAGUUUAUCAGAUUAUAUAAUUAAUUUUUAAAGUUUUUUAAAUAGGUACAAUACAUUGUAAUCUUUAUGUGUAUCUAAUUUAUUCUCGCUUUACUGAAAUAUAAAAUGUAGCAAAACAUGCAAAAAUAUUGCUAUUUAUUUCGUAGAAUAUUUCGAGAUUUUCUCGAUAAAGUUAUUUUUUCGAGAAUAUAAUUUUUUACUUUCUACAGUUUUAGCAAAUAAGUAUCAUGUGUAAGUCUUCAUUAUACAAUAAUUUGAAUAAAAUUGAAUGCAAAAAUA